AUGUGUCCGUUACCCACCAUCCUUCCAACCGCGUCUGUUGUCAAAAAGCAACAAGCUGCACCGUCAUCAUCAUUGUUAACAAGCAAACCUCCUCUCUCUACUUCAUCACAACCCAAUUCUAUCAUUCCAAACACCCAAAGCAAUGGUGGUACCACUAAUCAUGAACGCAACGUCGUCAAAGCUCAUCAAAAUAUGUCAACAGCAGCAAACAACUCUGCAAACUCAUCUUCAACCACCGUCGUUUCAACACAAAACGUAAAACCUACAUCACGUGCUGGUAAAGUUUCUGGCAUGGUUUCCAUGUUCGAACGUCUGUCCGAUAAUAAUAAUAAUUCAUCUUCCACAACUUCUUUCCAUCAACAAACGACCAAUUUGGUUGCCUAUAAAAAACCCACGACAACUAGCGAGAAAUUAGCACUCAAUGCAGCACUAGUAGAAGAAGAGAAAAAGAAAAGAUUUAGAGCUAGAAGCAAUUCCUUUGAUUUUAAUUCACCAUCCACAACUCCAACCACUUCGGCUGUGACAGGUGGCAGUACAUCACCAUUUGGGGAUGAUCAUUCAUCACAACAAGCACUCACCACAGAUUUUGUUUCUAACCACAAUACAACUCUUUCUAACAAUCAUCAACAAGUAGAUGCAACCAAACAUGAUCCUGCUGUCAAAACUCCGAUCGAUGAAAAUUCUGAAGAAGUAAAAAGAAGAUUAAUUCGAACUCCAUCGAUGGUUCAAGGACUCAAGGCAAGAUUUGAAAAAUUACAAAUUAAUUUAUUGGAACAGUUAAAACAAGAGGAAGAAUGGAAUCAAAAGAAAAAACAAAGACAGUUGACAGCUCGAUCCCAUCGUUUGACUGGUGAAGAAAUUCACACAUUACAACAAAAUGUUCACACACAAGAUGUCAUCCUUUCAAAUCAAAACACUACUACUACGAAUAGAAUGGAUGAAAAAUUUUCACAUCACAACAACCAUACAAAUCAUCACCAGGACCAUUUAGAUUCAUCAUUUGAUCAUGACAGUGUGUCAUCAUUUUCCGAAGAUGACAGUUAUGAAUAUACUGAUUCAAGUCAUAGAACAACCAUUGAUUCCACUCUCAGUGAUUCACAUCAUCACUCAACCAUUCUCAAUUCUUCUUCAACAGUCAAUCAAAAUAUUGAUCCAGCUCUUCUUCAAGCAAUUAUAGAAGAAGAAGAACGUAAACAACAAGUAAUUGAAACAUUAAUGAUUUCUCCACCUCCUCAGAUUGUUAAGGGACUUCUCUCAACAACUGCUUCAGCAACAAGACAAGCUCAAUUUUAUCAAGAAUUAUAUGGAGAAACUGCAAGCUCUUCAACACCAUCACCAAUGGGAGACAUUUUAGAUCAUAGUUCUUCAAAUCAUAAUGUUGAAUUUCGAUCUUCCUAUGAUCGAUCCAUGAAUAAUGAUGAUUGGUUAGAAAAUCAAAUGAAUCGACAUCAACGAUAUAAUAUUUCAGAUUUGGAUUUACUAACAGCUUAUCGACACAAAUCUCAAUUGUAUCAAAUUCAAAAUCCAUCAAAUGUCAUGAUGAAUCCUUUCAUUCAAGAAUCGCAAGUUGUUCUCAGUGGACACAAUGUUGAGGAUAAUGAUGAAUAUAUUUAUGGUGACGACGGUGAAUAUGACAUGUCAGAUGAAUACAAUGAUGACAUGAUGGAUCAUUUGCAUGAGAGUCAUACCACCACAGCCACCACCGCCACUACUACCACCACAUCUUUAAUGACUGACGAUAAACGACUGAGUGUCACGGAUGAUGUACCUAUGCGAAGAAGUAGUGCUGACAUGAUUGGAGGUGUGAUGGAGAAACAAAAUGAAGAAGAGUUUUCCAGGUGGGAAUGCCAAAUGGAAGAAUUUGCAAAAACUCUUAUUUGCUAA
Naegleria lovaniensis is the source of this 1884-nucleotide messenger RNA. RefSeq lists its product as uncharacterized. Bases 1 to 1884 code for a protein of 627 amino acids. The record is from RefSeq and is a predicted model, not a curated record. The transcript has a single exon. Lineage: Eukaryota; Heterolobosea; Eutetramitea; Acrasida; Naegleriidae.